Molecule: messenger RNA, 882 nt
Organism: Penicillium expansum
Lineage: Eukaryota; Fungi; Ascomycota; Eurotiomycetes; Eurotiales; Aspergillaceae
Product: DAHP synthetase I/KDSA
Exons: 1
Coding region: 1-882 (293 amino acids)
Biological process (GO): aromatic amino acid biosynthetic process
Cellular component (GO): cytoplasm
Molecular function (GO): 3-deoxy-7-phosphoheptulonate synthase activity
Source: RefSeq, a predicted model, not a curated record
AUGCGUGCUUAUUUGGAGAAGCCUCGUACUACCGUCGGCUGGAAGGGUCUGAUCAAUGAUCCUGACAUUGACGGAUCCUACAACAUUAACAAGGGCCUCCACAUCUCCCGUCAGCUUUACUCGAACCUGACUGAUCUGGGUGUCCCAAUUGCCAGUGAGAUGCUGGAUACUAUCUCUCCACAGUAUCUUGCGGAAUUCAUUUCCCUCGGGGCGAUUGGCGCGCGCACCACAGAAUCUCAAUUGCAUCGAGAGCUGGCGUCUGGCCUAAGCUUUCCCGUUGGGUAUAAGAAUGGGACAUCUGGCAGUGUUAGUGUCGCUAUUGAUGCCAUCCAGGCUUCCUCCAAGCCUCAUAGAUUCUUGGGUGUCACAAAACAGGGUAUGGCAGCUGUGACUCGCACCACUGGAAAUGAACAUGGAUUCCUUAUUUUGCGAGGCAGCAAUGAGGGCCCUAAUUAUACCAAAGAGCAUAUUGGGCGCGCGAAGCAGGCGCUGAAGCUAAAAGGCGAGCGGGAGAACAUCAUGGUUGACUGUUCGCAUGGUAACUCGGAGAAAAAACAUCAAAACCAGGCAGUUGUGGCGACAAAUGUGGCUGGUCAGAUUGCAAGUGGAGAGACUGCUGUCGUUGGUGUGAUGAUCGAGAGCAAUCUCAAUGAGGGCAAUCAAAAGGUGCCUCCGCAAGGGGCAAGUGGGCUUCGUCCUGGAGUCAGUAUUACCGAUGCCUGUAUUGACUGGGAGACAACUGUGGAUGUUCUGCAAAUGCUGGCAAAUGCUGUUCAAUAUAGACGUUUUGGGGCCAAUGGCUCAGCUAUUGAGUGUGCUGGGAAAUCCCAAGUGCGUUUCGAUAAGCAGAUGACGGAGGGUACUGCGCUCAAGUUGGUGUGA